This is a messenger RNA of Xyrauchen texanus (razorback sucker), 1096 nucleotides long. RefSeq names its product selenoprotein W, 2a (gene mien1). NCBI's taxonomy places the organism in Eukaryota, Metazoa, Chordata, Actinopteri, Cypriniformes, Catostomidae. The transcript has 4 exons. The record is from RefSeq and is a predicted model, not a curated record. Gene Ontology annotation, biological process: negative regulation of apoptotic process; positive regulation of filopodium assembly.
AAGAGGUUCAGAUUUACAUAAGCCCCUCCUCUUAAAAGGAAUAGUCAGGGAUACGCGGAAGUAGCGCACUGAGUGACUCAGCUAGGCAAAAAUGAGUGCGCAAAUAAAAGUUGAAUACUGUGGUGGAUGAGGGUACGAGCCCCGUUUUCAGGAGCUGAAGCAUGUCGUCACUGCUGAGUUCACUGAUGCGGAUGUGACUGGCUUUGUAGGCCGGCAGGGGAGCUUCGAGAUAGAGAUCAAUGGACAACUGGUCUUCUCAAAGCUGGAAACCAGUGGUUUCCCCUAUGAGGAUGAUAUUAUGGCUGCUAUCCAAAGGGCCUAUGAUGGCCAGCCUGUGGAGAAGAUCACCAAGAGCCGGCCUCCUUGUGUCAUUCUUUAACCUCUUAACCCUUCACAUUUGGCUCAAUUGAUUAUAUCAGCACCUAUGACUACUUUGAGAAGUCCUAAAAUUCCCUUGCAUGUGCCUGUUAACAUAAUUUGAUCAUGUAAGUCUAAGAAUCAAUAAGCAAAGGAAAUAAAUGUCUAAUAAGAGAGCUCUGGUGCUUGAUCCUUAUUGUCCCCUCCUCUUCACUCCUCCUGUCUGGUUGCUGGACAUAAAUGAUUACCGUAACUCUAAAGUAAGCAGUUACGGUAUGAGGUGUGCAGUCCAAGCAGCCAUAAAGCAGGAGCAGAAAGAUGGGAGAACAGUUAGGAGGAAGCCAAAAGUGAGGUUAAUAUCUUUUGUUUUUUGAUAAAGCCACGUUGCCAACUGGUGUCCCUAUUCUUUGGUUUAUUUGUUACUUUUUCACAUUUUGGGGUUUAUAAUAAAGAAUAAAUGUGAAGAGUGUAAUGAUACUGCUAAUAUACUAAAAAGGAAAUGCUCUGUUCAUCUACAGUAAACCAGCAUAGUUACAUUUGCAGAUGUCUUUGUGGGACUUCCAAGUUUCAAGGCACCUCAAGUGUUUACUUUGUGUCCUUUAUGUCCUCCCAUAUUUCAGCUCAGCAUGAAGAGGUCUCCUGGCCAAGCCUAAAAAUGGUUGAAAUUGAAAGUUUGUUUGAAGUACUGUAGGGAACAUACAGCUGUAACUAAUGUCAGAAUAAAGCUCAAGCUACUUGC